ACACACACACACACACACGCACACAAACGAGCCGCACCAGUGGCGGUGACGUAAGGCAAACGCACUUCAUUCUUCCAGUUGCUGGGAAGCGAACUGUCCGCGCUCCCUGACGAAGAACACAGGUAGUGGGCACAAAGAAAGUCUCCUCUAAUGGGUUUCAAGAUGCCAGAAGCAACAGAUAACCGAACACAGACUCCUCGUGUUGGGGAAGGAACUGCGUAACCGUUUAUGAUAUAAAGCAGUACACCGAGAGACACGAUUUUCACAAUAUGGAGAAUAUCUCAAACUCCGUCAAGACAAACUCUCAAUGCAACUUUAGCGUGUACUUUUAUUACUACAGUUCUGCCAACCGGUCCGAUUUAAACUGUACGCCACCGGCUGACUAUUUCUUUUACGCAGAUCUGUACGUAGUUCUCCCGGUUAUUUACUCCGUGAUAUGUGCAGUGGGAUUAACGGGCAACACAGCAGUUAUCUAUGUCAUACUGAAGGCUCCUAAAAUGAAGACAGUCACUAACAUGUUUAUUCUGAACUUGGCAAUUGCUGAUGAUCUUUUCACAUUAGUUUUGCCCAUUAACAUUGCCGAGCAUCUCCUGCACUACUGGCCGUUUGGUGAAGUGCUCUGCAAAAUUAUUCUGAGCAUUGACCACUACAAUAUUUUUUCAAGUAUAUAUUUUCUCACGGUUAUGAGCAUUGACCGAUACCUGGUAGUACUUGCCACGGUGCGCUCAAAACGCAUGCCAUAUCGCACAUAUAGGGCAGCCAAAAUAGUCAGCCUGUGCGUUUGGUUGCUGGUGAUUCUCAUCGUAGUGCCCUUUACAGUGUUUGGAGGAGUUUACAUCAGCCCGGACGACACCGAGAGAAAAAGUUGUGUUCUAAGUUUUCCCAGCCCAGAAGGUUUAUGGUUCAAAGCAAGCCGGAUUUACACACUCUUACUGGGUUUUGCCAUUCCCGUCUCCACUAUCUGCAUACUCUACACUAUGAUGCUGUACAGAUUGCGCAACAUGAGACUGAACACUAAUGCUAAGGCGCUGGAUAAAGCUAAAAAGAAAGUGACCAUCAUGGUGUUCAUCGUACUGGCCGUUUGUUUGUUCUGUUGGACUCCAUUCCAUCUCAGCACCAUCGUAGCUCUUACCACGGAUCUGGGCACCACACCAGUUGUCAUCGGUAUUUCCUAUUUUAUCACCAGUUUGAGUUAUGCGAACUCCUGUCUAAACCCAUUCCUGUAUGCUUUCCUGGAUGACAGCUUCAGGAAAGCUUUUAAAAAGAUGCUAGAAUGUAGGGCUGGAUGAACCUAGAGCACAAGCUGCAAUGUUGUCUCUUCGAAGAGUGUAGUUGCCGCAGAGUAAAAUCACACAGCCGGCUUUAGCUGAUAGACUGUGCAAGUGGACGUGGCAUUGAAGGUCAGCAUUUGUCUCCCUCUUGUGCCAAUUAUGUGAACCUCUCCUUUAUCUACAAAUGCUUCUUCUUUAGUUUCUGUUAUAUUGCUAUACAACCAUUAAGGUAAUAAAAUAUCAUUGUCUAAACAUGAGGAACGAUUAAAUGAAAAUGCACAUGUGUACAUCUGUAUAAAUGUGUUUAUUUGGAACUGUUGUCAUGUAAACUUCAUUUGUAAACUUGUGUAAUUUCAAUAAAUCUUAAAAAAUCGAUGACCAAAUAUUGUGCCCAAAGUAUACUGGAAUUCACACAGAAAUAAAGCUUUCUAAAGGUUUCAAAGAUGUAAUUUCUCACAUUUUCACACUUUGAAGCAUGCAGUUCUUGGUGUUUCACCUUUGUUUUAUAUUAAAUAUUGUUGAUAUUGUUUGGAUUCAUUUGCUUUGCUGACAGUUGUGUAGGUCAAUAAUAAGAAAAAAUGUUGCAGUAUUGAUGUUUUAAAGUUUUGGUUUUUCUUUAUU
Tachysurus fulvidraco (yellow catfish) is the source of this 1892-nucleotide messenger RNA. It is a transcript of the gene npbwr2b, whose product is annotated as neuropeptides B/W receptor 2b. The record is from RefSeq and is a predicted model, not a curated record. Gene Ontology annotation, biological process: neuropeptide signaling pathway. The coding region runs from base 270 to 1289 and encodes 339 amino acids. The transcript is spliced from 2 exons. Gene Ontology annotation, molecular function: neuropeptide binding; neuropeptide receptor activity. NCBI's taxonomy places the organism in Eukaryota, Metazoa, Chordata, Actinopteri, Siluriformes, Bagridae. Gene Ontology annotation, cellular component: membrane; neuron projection.